UGUAGAGAAAUGUUUUCUCUACAAAACUGCCGUUUUAGAAAAAUGUUGCAAAUCGUUUUUAUGAAAAUACAAAACAUUUAUUGUGAAUUUUUGAAAAAUACGAAAAAAUAACCGAUGCACUCCUACCUGCGAUAACAAAUUCUUCAUCACAAGGUUAAGCGGUCUAAACAGACGGAAAUUUCUCAGGGUCGAUAUCCACGACUGUUUCGAAACAAAAACAACUUGAUGAGUGAUCAGUCGAAUUUUUAGUAUCAAAAUGAAUAGUAUUACAAGUGUCGUCUGUUUUCAUAGUAACCCGUUCACUCAUUUUUAAGGUGCAUUUCAGUUAAAGUUGCUAAUGUAUUUUUCAGCUCUUAUAAUAAUCAGAAAGAUUUAACUGUUACAAGCAAUUUGUGAGUUUUAGGUUGCACCACUGUCUAUGGCAUAUCGUUCAUAAAAAAGCUCAAAAAAGUACUAAAACUAGCCAUAGGCUUUGUUACUAUUGAGUUACAAAGAAAUCCAAUCAUGGAUACAAUACCAAACAACUAAUUCAUUUUCAUUUCACAUUCUUUCCCUUCUUCUUCAUAGUAAAACUAUAGUUUCUUUGUUUUUAUUUAACCAUAGUUCAAAUAAAUUCUAUUUUUCUUACAGUAUUUGCGUCAUGCAGAGAUGUAUUUUCACGUGCACGUUAAUAUAUGUUUUGAAAAUAAAGGAAAAAAUAACGCUGGAUUGUUCUGCGUAGAAGUAUCAACGCUGUAUUAGUAUGUGUAAAAGAUUUUUUUGAUUUUUAGCAUGGAAUUAUUUCUCAGCAUCAGUACAAAAAUGUUUAUAUUAAAAAGCAAAAAUAUAUUUUAUUAGUAUACAAAACAAACAGAACUGUUUAUGCAAGGUAACUUAAUUUAAAUCGAUAUAUAUUUUUUUUUGUCCUGCUAAAGGAACAUCAAAAAUGAAUAGAAAAUAGAAAAUCUUGGUAUGGAGCAGAACGGGAAAUAGAAAUAAUUGACGUAAAAUUAUGUUUUUCUUUCAUCAAUCGAAAAAUCAGAGAUUUUUUUGUCAACUGUGGCUGAAUAAGAAAAAAAGAAAAAAAAAACAUGUAUUGGUUCUGUAUUGCUUGUCUAGUGUCGGGGUGAAUGUACUCUUACUUCGCUCUGUUUCAUCUACAAAAUUAUGUAAACUAUAUUCAAAUGAGUGUUGCGUUGACCAAAUUUUUGUGAGGCAAAGAGAAAGUAUGAGGAACGAAAUGUAUUCAUAUCAGACGUAUGUUUUUAUUGGACUUUACAUUGUAUUAGGUACGUUGUAUCAGUGUGUGUUAGAAUUUUUAAAACUUGAAACUAUAUACAAAAGUAUAUCUGUUACUACACUGAAUUCAUUGCGUUAAAGAAAAAUGUAAAAAUAUUUACAGUUUCCAUUUGCUUUUUAAUCUAAGGUUAUUGAUGAUUUUCUUGUACGAAACAAUAAAAUUUUUAAAAGUAUAAAAUUAAAUUUCAUUUAUGAUUGUUAUAUCGUUUAAAGGUUUCGAUUUUACUCAUUCGCUACAAUGCUACAGCUGCAAUGGUGAUCAGACAACUCCUUGCGGUCAAGGUGGAGCAGAUAAUCUAUCUGGUUCUAGUGUAUUCGUGAUAUCUUACGGUGACACUUCUUUAACAGCUUGCUCCAUCACGUAUACAGCAACAUCCUCUUCAUCAUAUUCCGUAUCAAGAGGCAUUAGUACAAUUGGUUGUACAAGUGGUCGCUCUUCUAGUACUUAUACCUACUGCUGUAAUGUGAAUUAUUGUAACAGUAUUAGUUUUCCUGUACCAUCAAAUAAUAAGCCACCAGCAUGUGUAGCUUGUGAUACUACUGGUAAUGGACAAAAUACAUGUAUCUCAUCUGGUAUUGUAACAUAUGGCAGUCCAACUUACUCAUGUAUGGUCAUUGUUGGCUUGAGCACAUCUAAUACACUAGCAUUUACAAUUCGAACUUAUAUAGCCAAUUGUGCUGAUGCUUAUGAUACGUUAACUUUUGAUGGUACUCUAAUUCGAGUUCAUUGUUGUCAAACAGAUUUAUGUAAUUAUGUUAAUGUAUCAUUUGUUAUUGAAAGUACAACGUCGAAUGCUACUUACUCACCAGAUCAAGCCGACUCGGGAUUAAGUGGUGGAGCUAUAGCCGGUAUUGUUAUUGGUGUAGUUGCUGCUGUUGUAAUUGCUGCCAUAAUUAUUGGAUGUAUUUUGUAUUUUUGUUCACAUCGACGAACAACAACAGCAGCGCCACGAAAGGAAUCGCAAAAGGCAAUCUAUACUAUUCCAAGAAAUAAUCGUCAGAACCCAGGUGGACGAUACGAAGAUGAUUAUCAUCAAUCCAGUCCAAGAAAUUAUCGUCAGAACCAAGAUGUACAAUACGAAGACGAUUAUCAUCAACCCAGUCCAAGAAAUUAUCGUCAGGACACAGAUGUAAUUAUCGUAGACGAUUAUCAUCCUGUCAGUCCUAGAAAUUAUUAUCAGAACGGAGGUAUACAAUACGACGACGAUUAG
Didymodactylos carnosus is the source of this 2489-nucleotide messenger RNA. Lineage: Eukaryota; Metazoa; Rotifera; Eurotatoria; Philodinida; Philodinidae. The record is from the annotation of a GenBank genome assembly.